Molecule: messenger RNA, 1032 nt
Organism: Leishmania major strain Friedlin
Lineage: Eukaryota; Euglenozoa; Kinetoplastea; Trypanosomatida; Trypanosomatidae
Exons: 1
Coding region: 1-1032 (343 amino acids)
Source: RefSeq, a predicted model, not a curated record
AUGGUGAAGCAGCCUGCUGCACAAGUCCUUCUGCGCGUCCCUUCCACGCGAGUGCGCAACAAGUCGCAUGCUAUCGAUGCUGACCGAAAGCAUACGUGUUGCCCCGGCUUGAAGGUGGUCGGUGCCGCUGCAAGAAAACCUUCGGCUGCGCUAGCGGACGCACCGUUGCGCUGCAAGCGUGUCCCUGCUGUGCCGACGACACCCAAAGGCGCAGGAGGGUGGAAUGCUCCCUGGCAGCCCAGACGCGGUUCUUCCGGCGUCACUCCAGAUGAAGAUAGUCGCGAAGCUCGCGAGCAUCUCCGGCACUCGCCGCCUGAUAAGAAACGAGGUAAUAGCAUUGAACACCGCAGCCACAGCGCCGGCCCUUCGCGUCACGCUCAGCACCCAGCCAGCGACAAGGUCACUGUAGGGCUUCCACGCAUGCACUCAUCCCCACAGGCGGUGCCGUCAGUACACGAAAAUGGGCUGACCGGCGACGACCUUCUUCUUCUGUGCGGGGUGAAACCGGGGUCCUCCAAGGCUCUCUGGUACACCACGAUGCGCGCGCAGCUGGAGGCUCGCGCGCUUGCCAUGAGAGCGGAAAAAAGCGACAGGGGCGACAGCGCGACGUCGAAUAGACCGAGGACAGGGGUGGGCUCGUCGUCGUUGUCGUCGCACUCGCCAAUGCACAGAGCGGAGGCUAGCCCUGAACCGCUCGUGCUGCCAACGGCGCUUUUGCUUCUGGCUGAGCCGUCUGACCUGAAUGCGCGCACCAUGGGCGCGUCAAAAUCUGCUGCGCAACCAAUAGGGAAGAUACCACGUACUCGCUCGGGCGAGGACGAAGCCGAGAAAGUGGAAGCGGACGACGGGGCCAGCAGCCUUGGUACCCGCUCCACUUCCCUCUGCUCUGAAAAGGUCGCUAACACAAGUGUGAUGCAAGCAGCGCCUAACGCGGCUCCGCUAGUCCCCCUCAAGAGGCUGCGGCUCUCGCCAAAGCAAUUAACGCAGAUGCGUGUUUCCGUUCUCUCUCUUCAGGCCCUCGUCGACUUGUGA